CUAUAACACAUUAGGUGGUGUGCUGCCGACGUUAUCUGUCAAGCUGCAUUGUCGCUCCUUGGUGCGCCACUCAUUGACGGCUACGUUGUCUCCAUACUCUAGAGUCUUGCCAUGGCCGCUGCACCACAACCCACUGUUGAUGAACUAGAGAAAAAGGAGGAGGACGAGUACCGCACUGGGCCGCUAUCGGUCUUAACUCAGAGUGUCAAGACUAACGGACAGGUGCUCAUCAACUGCCGGAACAACCACAAGCUACUUGCAAGGGUGAAGGCGUUUGAUCGGCAUUGCAAUAUGAUUUUGGAGAACGUCAAGGAGAUGUGGACGGAGAUUCCGAAGACGGGGAAGGGCUCCAAGGGCUCCAGGCCGGUCAACAAGGACCGCUUUGUUAGCAAGAUGUUUUUGCGAGGAGACUCUGUUAUUAUGGUUCUGCGCAACCCGAAAUAGUGAGCCAGAUCGCAUGGCUGCCCAGCCCCCUGCCAGCCAGUCAGCGAGCCCAUGAUCCAUUGGAGACGACGACUGCAUAAUAGUGUGGCAUCAUGCGGGCGGCCAUUCUGCAGCUUGGCGGGCGCCUUGUACUUCUUGGGUUUCGCGUACGGGGGGCCCUACUGAUUGGCUCAUAUCUUGUUGCGUUAUGUGCUUGGGAGACAGCCUCGGUCAACCCUCUUGGUUAGGUCAAGCGUGUCACACGCCAACGAUAUUGCGUUUGAUUGUUCCGCGACGCCAUGUCGUUAAUAUGGGCAUGUAAUCUGGGUUUACCGCGUCGGAAUUUGGUGACCCGAUUUAUAGGGAUGUGCUGUCCGCUAACGCUGACCUGACGUGCCCGACACGCCGUGCUUCUUAGGUCUGCCUAACGAUGCUCCUCGGGAGGAUGCAAGCAUGUUAAAUAUAGGUUAUGUUGAAAAUGCUGGACUAUUUGAUGCAUUAUGAAUGGCUGCGUUCGGUAUCCCUUCCUGUAACGGCGUGGCUAUGGCUAGACGG
Molecule: messenger RNA, 978 nt
Organism: Volvox carteri f. nagariensis
Lineage: Eukaryota; Viridiplantae; Chlorophyta; Chlorophyceae; Chlamydomonadales; Volvocaceae
Exons: 1
Coding region: 112-444 (110 amino acids)
Biological process (GO): spliceosomal snRNP assembly; RNA splicing
Cellular component (GO): precatalytic spliceosome; U1 snRNP; U4/U6 x U5 tri-snRNP complex
Molecular function (GO): RNA binding
Source: RefSeq, a predicted model, not a curated record